UUUUUUUUUUUUUAAUAGUCUGAAUCUGGACUUCAAGCAACACAGUGCCUGAGACAGCUCAUCUAAACCUCACUGUAUUGCAGUACUCUCUCUUCCCAAAGAAAAAGACUCCACUGAGUAGCAGAAUGCUGCCAGUGUCGCAGCUAGGGCUACAAUACAGAGCCUUUUUGUAACAUUUUUAAAAUCUCUUUCUGUUCAUACAUUUAGAGAUACAUAAAUAUACUCAUAUAAAAAUUCUUCCUUUUUUGAGGACACUUUUGGCUUUUGUUACCCUGAUGUGACUUAUUCUUCGUCUUGGAAUGAUGGGGAUCUUUCUAGCUUAUGUUGGAUUCAUUUUUUUUUCAGUUAUGUAUAUUCAACAAGGACUGUCUACCCAAGCAAAAUUCACUGAGUUUCCCCGAAAUGUCACGGCAACUGAAGGGCAGAAUGUGGAGAUGUCUUGUGCUUUCCAAAGUGGCUCCACUUCGGUGUACCUUGAAAUCCAGUGGUGGUUUCUGCGGGCUGCUGAGGACCAAGAGGCUGGAGCUGAGGUGACAGGAACUCAGGUGGAGCUCCUGCCCGAGCGGGACCUGGAGAGCGACGGCACGAAGAUAAGCACAGUGAAAGUACAAGGGAAUGACAUCUCCCACAAGCUGCAGAUUUCAAAAGUAAGGAAAAAAGAUGAAGGCUUGUAUGAGUGCAGGGUGACCGAUGCCAACUAUGGAGACCUUCAGGAAUACAAGGCCCAGGCAUAUCUCAAAGUCAACGCUAACAGCCACUCUCGGCGAAUGCAGGCCUUUGAGGCAUCUCCAAUGUGGUUGCAAGAUAUGAAACCUCGCAAAAACAUCUCAGCAGCUGUUCCAAGUAGCAUCCAUAACCCUGCCAAUCAGCGUGUGCGUGCCACCUCCAGCCCUGAAGCAGCAGCCAAAAUCCCCAAACAAAGUCCACAAUCAGCAAAGAGCAAAUCGCCUGUAAAAUCCACGGAGCGGACAGCAAAGUUGACCCUAACCUCCAACCACCACUCUGCACCCAAUGUACUCUAAAUCUCUACACAAGGAGCACCUUCUUCAGGAAGUACAAACAAAAAUACUAAACAAACAAAUAAAUAAAUAAAUAUUGUAAAAGGAAGAGGAUACCACGUUUUCUUGAUAUAUCUUAUUUUCUUUGGCGUAUCACUGAUCUUUUAUUUGAGGAGAACUGGUGUGAUGUAAUCAAAUGUUUCGUAACAGCAAGACCUAGUUUCCUUUUCUUUCGGCAAGGAGAAGCCUCAUCCUUGACUUCUCAGGGGUUGGUCUGCAAGUCAUCAGUAUUGUAGAAUUAACCAUGGAUGACAUUUGGCUUCCUACGCUGAAAGAACUGUUCCAGCCUAGAAGCAAAUAGAGGCCAAAUAAUGAGAUGAAACAUAGUGAUUCAACGUUGACCCCCAAAACUACCCUACAAGUUUUGCCAGAAAGUGUGUUUAUUUUUUAUUUUUCUUUUCUUUAUUUUUUCCAUUUUUCCUGUUUUUUGUUUUUUUUUUUUCCCCCCUACGUGAGCAAUAGGAAGGAGAAAAGAAAUUCUGCAGAGCAGCUAAGCAGACCAGAGGACAUCUUCUUCUGGAAAACAAAUGAUAAUAGUUUGUUGUUAUCAUUGUUAUACUUUUUCCUCUGUGAGUUUUCUUUAACUUUUUUGUUUGUUUGUUUCUUGUUCAACGGUGGCAACUGCUGACUUAGGCCAACCCCUGAUGACUGCGUGGAGGUUUAUAUAUAUACAUCUUUCUUUUUGUGUGUGUUCUAUAAUUCAAUGUGUUUUCUCUUAUUUUGCAACUCCUGUAUAUGCAAAACUAACUUAAAUUCUGUAAAUUGCUUACAGUCUGUGUGAUAUAACUUCCAAGUAGAUAUACUUUGGUCCUCAUGCAAGCCAGUUUUUAAUAUUAUCUGUAUG
Molecule: messenger RNA, 1902 nt
Organism: Numida meleagris (helmeted guineafowl)
Lineage: Eukaryota; Metazoa; Chordata; Aves; Galliformes; Numididae
Gene: VSTM2A
Product: V-set and transmembrane domain containing 2A
Exons: 5
Coding region: 300-1022 (240 amino acids)
Source: RefSeq, a predicted model, not a curated record